Messenger RNA from Morone saxatilis (striped sea-bass), 966 nucleotides. RefSeq names its product nuclear factor 7, brain-like. The transcript has 2 exons. The record is from RefSeq and is a predicted model, not a curated record. Lineage: Eukaryota; Metazoa; Chordata; Actinopteri; Moronidae. Gene Ontology annotation, molecular function: protein binding. The coding region runs from base 80 to 922 and encodes 280 amino acids.
GUUACCACAGUGGCUUUGCAGGGAGUUCAGUUUGUUUGUGAAGGUGACAGCAGAGCUCAGCAUCACCAUUCAAGAAGAUAUGGCCACAGCCAGCCCUUUCCUGUCUGAGGAUCAGUUUUUGUGCUCCAUCUGUCUCGAUGUUUUCACAGAGCCUGUUUCUAUACCAUGUGGACACAACUUCUGCAAGGCCUGUAUCACCAGGCACAGGGAAAGCAAAGAGCAAUGUCAGUGUCCACUGUGCAACGAAAAGUUCAACAAAGGGCUCAAACUUCGUGUCAACACCGGAUUCAGGGAGGUUGUAGAGAAUUUCAAGAAACAUUAUGCGAUAGCUAAUAAUAAUCAGCCAAUCAAACCAGGACAAGUGCCAUGUGACUGCUGCCUUGACAACAAUUUCAAAGUCUGCGGUGUGGAGUCUAUUCUAAUGCAGGCUCCCCACUUGUGGUGUUUUCACACUGAAGGGCUACACCCAUUCCACAGAUAUUUCUUUCUUCCUGGGGACCUGGGCUUUUCUGAAGGGAGAUUCUACUAUAAGGUUGAGGUCAAAGGGAGGACUGGCUGGGAUUUAGGAGUAGUCAGAGAGUCGGUUCUUCGGAAGAGGACAUUCACACCCAACACCAGGAAUGGGAGCUGGAUCAUAAGAUUGGAGAAUAACACCAACUACAAGGCUCUACAUAAUGUCCCUUUUAACUUCUUCUUGUCAAGGAAACUUGAGAGAGUCAUGGUGUUUGUAGACUAUGACAAUGGACUAGUGUCCUUCUGUGAUGCAGACACUGCGACCAUGAUCUACACUUUUACUGGCUGCAAAUUCCAAGAGAGAAUUUUCCUUUACUACAGACCUACAGAGGACGUCAGCUCUGAACAAAAGCUACAUAUAUUAAUAUUCUUAUUUUUAAUUUUUCUGAUUUGGAUAUGGUCAAAUUAAACAUCACAUCAUCUCUUAAGGACACAGUUGGAAAACCAUGUGUG